AGACUGAGGAGGGAAUGUAUGCACGCGCAGUGAGGUAAGGCGACGCAUGCGCAGUCGCGGCUUGCAAAAUGGCGGCCCCCAGAAGGAACUGUCCCGUGAGGUAAGAUGAGAAUGGCCUGUCCAAGCGCAUCCCCCAAACCGCCCCAAGACCUUUCCUCCAACAGAGAUUUGAACCUGGCGCCCAUCAUUCCCUUUUGCCAGUUUGGUCCACUCUGGAAAAACAAGACAACAUUAAAGAAAUGGCACUAAAAUGCAGCUGAACUUUUGACAGUGGAGUUGAGAGAGAGAGACUGAGACGGAGCCUGCUUUGGAACCAGAACGGCUGCUGAGGUUCUUCAGCUCACAGGAUACAACCAGGCAGCUGGCACUAUGCUGAACAAACAAGUUAUUGUGGAAUCCGUCAUUGUAUUCGCAGUCGUGCUGUGUGUACACAAUGCAGUUUGGGACCGGUUUUCAUGGUGCACCAUCGCCCUUGCUAUCCAGGCUUUUUAUAUCCAGUUUAAGUGGGACCAUCUUCUCCGCCUGGGCAAUGCCGUAUUCCAGUUCCGGACAGGAGCAAACAGUGGCCUCUUCCCAUCUUGCAUGGCUGUCCCGUUGUUGGGAAUUGUGAUGAAAGAAAGAUGCCGAAUGGCCGGCAUUGUGUUCUUUGAAAGGUUUGGCAUUGUCGUGGCAUCUACUGGCAUGAUUAUAGCUCUUUUUCUCUCUGUGAUAGCCCUCGGCAUAACCAAACCUGUACCCACAAACACCUGCAUUAUUUCUGGCAUUGCUGGCAGUCUGAUAAUCUAUACCAUGAAGCAUUCCUUGACAGUCUCAGAAGUGAUUGAGGUUCUUGAAGUUUUGCUUAUCUUUGUGUACCUCAGCAUGAUCCUAUUGUACCUGUUGCCCCGGUGUUUCACUCCUGGGGAGGCCUUACUGGUCCUCACAGGCAUAAGUUUUGUCCUCAAUCAACUCAUUAAACGUUCUCUGAAUGUCAGUGAGAGCAAAGGAGACCCUGUAGACUUCUUCCUCUUCGUGGUGAUAGUUGGAGUGGUUCUCCUUGGACUGUUCUUCACAGCUCUGUUUUUCUUCAUGGAUUCUGGGACCUGGAUUUCCUCCAUGUUCUUCCACAUGAUGACUGCAGUGCUGGGCCUAGGGGUUAUUAUGCCUUGGCUGUAUCGUCUGAUCAAGAGGAAUCCCAUGUUCUGGUUGUACCAGUUCUUGUCACAGACACAGACUCGAGUUUACCUCCUGGCCUAUUGGAUCCUUCUGGCUUUUUCUGCAUGUGCCGUGGUUCUCUACCAAAACACCAAGAGGUCCUCUGGCUCUAAAAAACACCAGGCAUCAACCAUAAUCAGAAAAUAUUUCCACUUUAUUGUGGUGGCAACAUAUGUGCCGGGGCUCAUCUAUGAUCGCCAGCUACUCUAUGUUGCUGCUGUGGUGUGCCUGGGGGUCUUCAUUCUUCUAGAAUACAUCCGAUACUUUACUAUCAAACCCUUUGGACACUGGCUCCGUCAUUUGCUGUCUCUCUUUUUGGAUGAACGGGACAGUGGGCCUUUGAUUUUGACUCAUAUCUACCUUCUCCUGGGGAUGUCCCUCCCUGUGUGGCUGUUCCCCAGACCUUGUGCCCCAAAAGGAACCUUGCCUGGAGCAGGAGCUUUGGCUCCCUACUCUGGGGUUCUGGCUGUGGGAGUUGGAGAUUCUGUCGCCUCUAUUUUUGGUACUACAAUGGGGGAGAUCAGAUGGCCCGGAACGAAGAAAACAUUUGAAGGGACGAUGACAUCCAUAUUUGCACAGCUCAUAGCAGUGGCCAUCAUCCUCAUUUUUGACACUGCUGUGGACCUCAAUGCCAGCUACUCCUGGAUCCUGGCUUCCAUCAGCUUGGUUUCCCUUUUAGAAGCCUACACCAGCCAAGUAGAUAAUUUAAUUCUGCCACUCUACCUCCAGAUUCUACUGAUGGCUUAGGGGUGUCUUGAUAGGAAGAGAUAGAUGGGGACAGUAACAGAAUACUUCCCUGUCUUUGCUUGGACAGCUGCUUUGUAUCAACGUAUAGUGUAAAGUGAUAUCAUGGCUGUGAUUUGUGAAACAGAUAAUGUCAAAAUGAUUACUCUUGGAUCAAAUUAAUAUUUAAAACUGGAAUGUAAA
Sceloporus undulatus (fence lizard) is the source of this 2121-nucleotide messenger RNA. It is a transcript of the gene DOLK, whose product is annotated as dolichol kinase. Bases 370 to 1941 code for a protein of 523 amino acids. NCBI's taxonomy places the organism in Eukaryota, Metazoa, Chordata, Lepidosauria, Squamata, Phrynosomatidae. Gene Ontology annotation, cellular component: endoplasmic reticulum membrane. The record is from RefSeq and is a predicted model, not a curated record. Gene Ontology annotation, biological process: dolichyl monophosphate biosynthetic process. The transcript has 3 exons. Gene Ontology annotation, molecular function: dolichol kinase activity.